This is a messenger RNA of Diachasma alloeum, 578 nucleotides long. RefSeq names its product mitochondrial import inner membrane translocase subunit TIM14. The record is from RefSeq and is a predicted model, not a curated record. NCBI's taxonomy places the organism in Eukaryota, Metazoa, Arthropoda, Insecta, Hymenoptera, Braconidae. Gene Ontology annotation, cellular component: PAM complex, Tim23 associated import motor. Gene Ontology annotation, biological process: protein import into mitochondrial matrix. The coding region runs from base 79 to 429 and encodes 116 amino acids. The transcript has 3 exons. Gene Ontology annotation, molecular function: ATPase activator activity.
AUUGAACGUGUGGUGUUAGUGUUACAUUUUUUGAACUUCGCAAUAAAUUUACAUCGUAUCUUCUGUCUCAAUAAAAAAAUGGCGAGUACAGCUAUUGUUGCUGGUGUUGGCAUUGCCAUUGUAGGCUUUGGGGGUCGUUACAUUGUUAGAUCCAUGCCAACUCUGUCUAAAAAGAUGUCUGAGGCUCUCAAAUCACUUCCUAAGCUGGACUCCCAGUCACUAGCUAAUAGUAAAUACCACAAGGGUGGAUUUGAGCCGACAAUGACGAAAAGGGAAGCCAGUCUCAUCCUGGGUGUCUCCCCCACAGCCAACAAGGCAAAAAUCAAAGAACAAUUCAAAAAAGUAAUGUCUGCCAAUCAUCCUGACAGAGGGGGAUCCCCCUACAUAGCUGCCAAAGUAAACGAGGCGAAGGAUAUGCUGGAGAAGUAAUGUCAUUGGAUGUUCGUUGUACAUAAUUAGGAAAACUACUGACAUGUAAAUAAUUGACGUUAAUACACUGCAUCAGAUUAUUUUCAAAUAUAAAUUAUUAUUAAAUCGGUAGCAAUAAACUGAAGCCUCAUAUCAAUUGGCAAAAUGUU